AUGGUCGUGGUGGUCGCUCACUUGCUUGCAGGUGAGACUGCGCCUAGCGUCCACUUGCUAGCACCCAACUCUCACCUCUGGCUCCAGGUAGCUGGGCUCUGCUCAGCGGCCACACCCCGGGCAACCAUCUCGACCGGCGGGCUAAACCAGGCGAGGGGGCCCUGUGCGCUGUGCCGUGUGCACAGGGUUUGCGGAUUCCGCUGGAUGGAAGGUCGGAUGGAACCUUGCGUCGGCACCGUCGUGACGUGGUUCGUCUCUGCACGCCGCUGACAGCCGGUGACGGGAUGGAUCUCCACAUCGACAUCGCCUUGAUGCGCCCACCUGCGCCGUCGGAGACCGCGGCUUACGGCGAAUUCGAGUCGCUCUCCACUACAACCCGAAGUCGUGGUCCCAUAGUGGAGUUCGGCCGUGCCACAACGGCACAUGGCAGCCCUAUUCAGGGAUGGCACUGCCAGCCCCCACGAGGGGAAGGGCCUAGAAAAGGUGGCCUAAACAUUGCUGGGUACCACGCCGUCUCCAGGCUAGCCAGGGCCGCAGACGUCUAAUCAUGGUCGAAACAAUCAAAAUCGAAACAUCAACAAUACCAAUAACAACCACAACCAUACUCAUUCUCCUCAUCCUACCUUUUCUUCCUCUACCUCUGCCUAUUCUUCUGCCUAUUCUUCUCCUUCGUCACCUUCUUGUCCAUCUCCUUCCCGCCGCCCCACUCGUUGUCACCAGACUGGCAGGGUGAGCCCGCUCACUCUGGCAGCCUGGAGUGUUCGUUCCCUUUUAGACAAUCCGAGGAGCAACCGACCGGAGCGGAGGACGGCGCUAGUGGCACGAGAACUGGCGCGCUACAAGGUGGACAUCGCCGCACUCAGCGAGACCCGAUUCUCCGAACAAGGCCAACUGGAGGAGGUGGGUGCCGGCUACACCUUCUUCUGGAGCGGUCGACCCAGGGCAGAGCGACGGGACGCGGGUGUCGCCUUCGCCAUUCGGAACGAAAUCGUGGGACGACUGCCCUGUUUGCCGCAGGGCAUCAACGAUCGCCUGAUGAGCCUCCGCCUGCCUCUAUGGGAGGCAAAUUCGCCACCAUCAUGA
Spirometra erinaceieuropaei is the source of this 1083-nucleotide messenger RNA. The record is from the annotation of a GenBank genome assembly. Lineage: Eukaryota; Metazoa; Platyhelminthes; Cestoda; Diphyllobothriidea; Diphyllobothriidae.